GCUGAUGACAUAUGCCAGUCCAGUAUGCUGCCAUGCUUUAAAAACCCUGGCAAUGUUAUAUACUGCAUUAACUUCUUACAGCCCGUUGUCCUUCAGGGCGUCUACGCCCUCCUAUAGCUUGUAAUCCAUGUUCGCAAGGGGAAGGUCUCAGAAUUGUUAAAUACCAGCCUGAUGUGAGAAAACAGAUUGCUCCAAACAGGAGAGAAACUUCUGUGGGAUCCAAACCCCAGCAGAGGUAUCCCUGGGGCCAGCAGCCUCACAAGGUGAGAGUAGAGGAGAUUUAAGUAAAAGCAUCUCAGUGCCAGAAAUAACUCUUUAAUGCCAGAGAUGACUUAUGACAGAGGGUUUCUGCUAGUUAGCCUUCAGAAAAAAUCAGGCUUGCACUUCAGCCUCCUUUGCUUUCCCAGAACCCUACUCUUAUGGAUGCUUCAGUUUCAUAUCUUUUCUAUGGGAUACCAAAUUGCAUAAAGUGUAACAACAGUAAUUUCUCCCUGCCUCCCAUACCUAUUACAAGAAAUGCCUGAACUGAGCCAAAACCAAAUGAAAAUGAGUGUGGUAUCUCUUUCCUUACCUUUCUGGACCUUUCUGUAGGAUUAUGCAGAAGGCCUCUUUGGAAAUCCCUGCUACUUUCACCUCCUGACUGUGCAUUUUCUCCUGUGGCUGUUUUUCUUUUCAUCAUAUCUCACCAGCAUCUAAGUGCCUUUCUGUGUUGUGGCUUCUGGUUUCUGUAUCAGAACGCCUUCUGGCCAACCCCAGCUGUUGGUCAAGGCUUUCUGGUUGGUUCAUCUCUUCAGAGAAUUCUCCUCUGGAAGGGUACUUUACUCUCAGUAGUUUCUUGGGGGAUUUUAGUCUAAAUAGGAGAUAAUCAGGAUUUUCUAACCUUUCAUCGUCAUCCCUAGGAAUUUCAUUUCAGUGAUUAGAAAAAAAGAUGCUGCUGAAGACAGACACGCCAUUCAAAGCAGAGUUCGUAGUGGUGGAAGGUGUAGAAUAUCAGCAUCAAACACUUUGAAACUGAUACGUAGGCAGGUCUUAUUUAUAAUCAUACACCCUGCUAAUACCAUACUAAUAAAACUGAAGCAUUCACUUGUCUGCAAUUGAAAGUGCUACAUUUUUAAUACCCUGGCAUCAUGGAUCUGUAUCUGAACUUGUAUCAGAUCAAGAGUCCCCUGAGCCAACUAAUUCCUGCUGCUGGAGAGACUGUCUAAAUAUCUUGGAUUAUAUUUACUGUGCAAUGCAUUAAGCGAUCCUGAAUCACUCCCAGGGGAAUCUUCUAGUUCUCUGUGCAGUUUGGCUCAUGAGCAACUCCUGGGCUGCAGCCAGGUAUAAGUCUGAAAAAGCUCUGAUCUGAAGCCCCCAAAUACCUUGUCUAAAUAAGAACCACAGGAUGUGGUCCUUUCCAACCCUAACUAUUCUAUGAUUUCAUGAUGUGAUUUGGUGGUUGUAUUUUUCAGAUAAUAUUUUCCAGACUGGAUUUACAAUUGCCUGUGUUUCCCAUUGGGCUGCAUGACUGCAACUUCUUGCUCUCUAGUUGCAGGCUGGGAAUGGAGUGCAUAGUUUGGAUGCCAGCAGUGGGACAUCCUACCAAAACAAAGAACCCUUGUCACUGUUGUCUGAUCAAUGACUUCAAAGUGCAGGAGCUGUUAAAUUGGAAACGAGUGCUGCAAAAUGCCAAGUGAGGUGCUUGAAAGCAGCAGUGGGAUGGAGGAGACCAUGCAAAAAGAGAGCAAGUCUGGUAGCCAAAGUCCUCGCUGCAGCUCCAUGAGAAGGGCUGUGGCAACCACUGUCACUUUUGAUGGGGAAGCCACUAUGGACCGGAGGAAAAAGAAGAAGAAAGAGUCCCGUCCUGAGUCAAUAAUAGUGUAUCGGUCAGAGAAUGAGAAUAAGGUGGAAGAAGAACAGGCAGAUGAAGAAGGAGGGGAGAAGGGCUCUGAGGAAGGCUCCAAGUUCCUGGGUCAGUCCACGGCAGAUGGUGUCUGGAACAUGCCUUUAGACAGCCGAUAUGUGACCUUGACUGGAACAAUCACCAGGGGAAAGAAGAAGGGUCAGAUGGUGGACAUCCAUGUCACACUAACGGACAAAGAGCUGCAGGAACUCGCUAAGUCAAAGGAACCUCCUAAAGAGGAUGUACCUGAGAAGAAGAAGAAAUGUGAUGUUGGGCUAGACAGAGGACCCCACAUCGUCCUCUGGACCAUCAUUUGCCUCCCUGUCAUUUUUGUAGUGUCCUUUGUGGUUUCAUUCUACUAUGGAACCAUUACAUGGUAUAACAUCUUCUUGGUGUACAACGAAGAGAGGACCUUCUGGCACAAAAUCACCUUUUGUCCCUUUCUGAUCAUCUUCUACCCAAUUAUAAUUAUGGUUGUGUCUUUUUCCCUAGGCCUGUACUCAGCUGUGGCCCAGGUAGCAUGGUCCUUUGGGUACUGGUGGCAUGCUGUCAGGGAUAUGGAGAAGGGCUUUUGUGGCUGGCUCUGCAGCAAGCUGGGUUUGGAAGAUUGUUCUCCAUACAGCAUUGUGGAGCUGCUAGAUUCUGAUAAUAUCUCAGGUAGUCUCUCUGGCAAGAGCUCUGCACAGGGGGUUGAGACCUCGGCAGUCUGAGCCUUUGUCCUGGCUGACUAUUUUAGUCAUAUGUAAGUGGUUUUCAUCUAAAAAACAACACACUGAAUUUAUAUAUAUAUAUAUAUUUAAACACAAACUUAAUGAAAAAAAUAGUGGGCUGGGAGUGCUCUUUAAAUGUCAUAGAAUGCAAGUGUGCUAGUUUCACAUGGUCUGGGUGGGGAGGUGCAUGGCUCUCCAAGGAUUUGCCAUCUGUUUUAGCUAAUUACAACUUCUAGGAAUGGUGAGAAAAUCCAGGUCUGUGGUGCUCCCACUGUUUGUAGCACAGCAGAGAGACAUGCUGAAAAAUUCACUUCUGUAAAGUUAGACUUUCUUUUUCAGGAGUAGGACAUAACAGUGACCUAUUGACCCCGUGAAAAGAAGUCCAUACUCAGGAGAUGAACUUCUGGAGCUAAGAACCCAUUCAGAGGUGAAGGGUAAAUUGCAAAUCAUGUGAUGUUCCUACAGUUUUCCUAAAAAGGGUCCUUUUCCAAUCCUUCCAACAAGUGCAGCAAACAUUCCAGGUAGCUAACUGCUUAGACGCUGUCAGAGCACAGAAAGACCUGGCUUUUCUCUGAGAGAGGACAGCACAGCUUCCAAGAAAG
This is a messenger RNA of Neopsephotus bourkii (Bourke's parrot), 3194 nucleotides long. RefSeq names its product transmembrane protein 169 (gene TMEM169). The record is from RefSeq and is a predicted model, not a curated record. The transcript has 3 exons. Bases 1666 to 2592 code for a protein of 308 amino acids. Lineage: Eukaryota; Metazoa; Chordata; Aves; Psittaciformes; Psittacidae.